AGAGGAGCUCCCGAUUGCCCAGGCGCGCACUCCCGAGCGGCCCGGCGCUCACCAUGCGGGCCCUCCUCCUGUUAUGGGGCUGCCUCGUGCUCCCAGGUUACGGAUCGGUGGUGGACCCGAAGGAGAUCAGUGGCUUUGAAGGUGACACUGUGUCCCUGCAAUGCACCUACGGGGAGGAGCUAAAGAAGAACCUGAAAUACUGGUGCCGCGAGGCCGGGAUCUUCAUCUCCCGCUGCACUGAGACUGUCUUCUCUGGAGGAUACGGCCAGGAAGGAAGGGUGUCGGUCCACGACAACCCAUGGGAGAAUAGGUUCACGGUUAUCCUGAGGAACCUCACCCUGAAGGACAUGGGGAAGUACUGGUGUGGGGUCAAAAGACUGGGCUUCGAUAAGACUAUCUCAGUCUCUCUGCUUGUCUUUCCAGGGACCUCUCUCCACCCAGCAACCUCUCCGUUCACAGGGACCUCUCUCCACCCAGCAGCUUCUCCAUUUGCAAAGAUCUCUCCUCACCCAGCCACCUCUCCGUAUGCAGGAGCCUCUCUUCACCCAGCAACCUCUCCAUAUGCAAGGACCUCUCCUCACCCAGCAACCUCUCCUCCUGCAGGGAUCUCCCAGCCAGUCACACAAUUGGACUCUACCUCAACAAAGGACCCCAGUUUUGUCCCCAGCAGCAGCUCCAAGUCCAGGGUGUCCAUCCCACUGAUCCGGAUCUUGGCCCCGGUCCUGGUGCUGCUAGCCCUUCUGCUGGCCACAGGCCUGGCCGCCCUCGGCAGCUUCGUGUUUCAGUGGAGAGAAAAAGCUCAGCUGGCCUUGGAGACACAGAAGAAGGACAAGGUCCAUCUCUCCCACUUGACUUCAGAGGACGACAAAGCCUCUUGGCGGGACCCUGAGGGAGACAUGACCCGAGCCUCUACCCUCCCUAUGUCUGGGGACGAGCCAGGCUUUUCAAAGUUCAGCUCAGUCUAGCCACCGAACACCCUCCUUGAAUCUCUGGAAGAGCUGAACCUGCACUAACUUGGACAAGCUUUCUGCUAUGACUUCAGAAACCUCCUGCCAGAGUCCAGGUCUCUCCCCCACCCUCCCCAAGCUUUCCUCCUGCCCAUCUCAGCUGACCCUGAAGGCUUCAUUAGCCCUGGAGCCUGAUGCGGUGGCCUCACAGUUCCAGCUGGAGACUGGGACUUCCCCAAGAUGGUCACAUCCUUGGGCAAAGCACACAGUCACUGGACCUUCAAGGGGUCAGGCGGGGCUCAGGGGAUCUGGUCGAAGUUUGUAUCUGCUAUGGGGGGUCCCCUGGGCCUGGGUGCCCAGUCACAGGCCCCUCCUAACUCCCCUUCCAGACCCCACCUUCUCCUCCUUUCUUCCAUCCUCAGACUCAGGGCUGAGUUCUCCCACAUAAGCUGGUGAGGAGGAGGGAGCCUGCAGGGUUAGCCUGGAACCUGAUUUCUCAAAGCCAAUUGUGAACCACCUGCAUUCCAGUCCUUCAGGAAGCUGGUUAAAAAGAUGAUUCUGGGGCCCCAUCAAGAGCUGCCCAAACCAGAAUUUCACUGGUGGCCCAGUAAUUAGGACUCCAUGCUUCCACUGCAAGGGGCACUGGCAUGGUACAGCCGAAAAAAAGAAGGAAAUAAACUACCAAAACCGUCUCUGAGGCUGGGCCUGGGACUAUGCAUUUCUUCCAAGUGCACUGGUGAUUCUAACACUGGUGUUUGAGUACCAGUGGGCUGGUUGAGCUCAUAGGUCCCUCCAGCUUAGAGAGUCGACGCUUGGUGUGUGGAGUCUCCCCCUACCCCCUAUAGGGCCUGCUCUGCCCACCACACCAUGGCCCAGCCGGGGGCUUUCCUGGACCUGCCUGAGUCCAGGCUCAGGUCAAGUGCACAUCAGAAAGGCCAAGCCCAAGACUGGCCAGAGUGGUUGUCUAUCUGAUCUUGAGGUAGAAGAUAGAUGGGCUCCAGGCUAGGCAUUUACAACUGGCCUCCUCCUAUUUAGAUUUUUUGGGGGCGAGAAAAAAAUGGGCUUCAGGCCAGACACUUUCAACUAGCCUCCUGUUUGCAUUUCCUGAGACAGGAGAGAGGUGGGCUCCAGGUUAGGCAUUUAUAGUUAGCCUCCUGUUUGCUCUCCGAAAUGGAAGUAACAAUAGAAACGGGGUAAAUAACCAGGAUUUGUCUCAUGUGGACACUUCAAGAUAGCAGUCUUGGCAAGAACAAAGAGGAACUAAACCUUGUUGGAGCAAAAGAUCAAGAGAUCCCAUAUUCCCCCUUCUUUAACCUCAGAUAUGCAGAUGACACCACCCUUAUGACAGAAAGCAAAGAACUAAAGAGCCUCUUGAUGAAAGUG
Odocoileus virginianus texanus is the source of this 2330-nucleotide messenger RNA. It is a transcript of the gene CD300LG, whose product is annotated as CD300 molecule like family member g. The record is from RefSeq and is a predicted model, not a curated record. Gene Ontology annotation, molecular function: transmembrane signaling receptor activity. Lineage: Eukaryota; Metazoa; Chordata; Mammalia; Artiodactyla; Cervidae. Gene Ontology annotation, cellular component: plasma membrane.